AGAAGAGGAGGAAGAAAAAAAGAGGAGGGCAAGUCGUAGGCAGACAGGCACGCGGGGGAAAAUCCAGCAGUGUCUUUAAGCCAUUUAGCGUUCAAAUAUACAAAUAUAUUAAAGGCGGAGGGGGAGAAAAGGUCUGUUCUGCGUCCUGAUCGGGUGUUGUUUUUUUCUUUUCUUUUUUUCCCCUCUGGUGUUUUUUCAGGCCAAGCUGAGAGAAAGAGAGAGAGAGAGAGAGAGAGACAUGAGCUAAUUGUAUCCUGCCUCCCCCCCUCUCUCUCUCUCUCUCUCUUUUUGCCUGGAGGGGUUUCAGAGCCCCGGAGCGUCUCCUCUCUCUCUCCCUCUCUCUCUCUCUCCCUCUCUCUUUCUCUCUGUGUGUGUUUAGUCUCUCCGUGUUUCUCCGGCACACUGCUGCAGAUCUCCCCGGUGCGGCGCGGGCAGCGGAGGCACCAGCCGAGCCAAGCCAGCGCGCACGCGAGGCGGAAGAACCGAGGAGGGAACCGGCUGCCAACAGACUUAACUUUCUUUCCCCAUGUUUCAGGAUAAUCGCUCCAACAUGUCCAGGCCAAUGAUCACCAGGUCUCCAGCGUCUCCUCUCAGUAAUCAGGGCAUCCCGACUCCAGCGCAGCUCACCAAGUCCAACGCGCCUGUACACAUCGACGUGGGUGGCCACAUGUACACCAGCAGCCUCGCCACACUCACCAAGUACCCCGAGUCCAGAAUCGGGCGUCUUUUUGAUGGCACGGAGCCCAUUGUUCUGGACAGCCUGAAGCAACACUACUUCAUCGACAGGGAUGGUCACAUGUUCCGCUACAUCCUCAACUUCCUCAGGACGUCCAAGCUUCUCAUCCCUGAUGACUUCAAAGACUUCAGUCUGCUCUACGAGGAAGCGCGGUAUUUCCAGCUGCAACCGAUGCUGGUCGAGCUGGAGCGCUGGCGUCACGAGCGGGAGCUGAACCGGAUCUCGUGUCCGUGCGAGUGCGUAGUGGUGCGCGUGGCGCCUGACCUGGGAGAACGCAUCACGCUGAGUGGGGACAAGGCCCUCAUCGAGGACAUCUUCCCAGAGAUCGGAGACGUCAUGUGCAAUUCGGUGAACGCCGGCUGGAAUCACGACUCUACACACGUCAUCCGCUUCCCGCUAAACGGCUACUGCCAUCUCAACUCUGUUCAGGUUCUGGAGCGACUACAGCAGCGCGGCUUCGAGAUCGUGGGCUCGUGCGGCGGCGGAGUCGACUCAUCUCAGUUCAGCGAGUACGUCCUGCGACGAGAGCUCCGGCGAGCUCAACGAGGACUCCAGACUAACAGGAUAAAACAAGAACAGCUGGACUAGAAACCAAUCCUAAAAACUGCCUCACAGACUUUGAAAAUAAAUAAAUAAUGGGCCAUGAAGAGAGCAAACAUUUCAGCAGUUGCUGAGCUCUUUGGGACACUUGAAAUGUGUGUAUGUUUUUUUAAGGAACUUGAGAAGGAAAAAUUUGGGGGGUUUUUUUUGGGGGGGGAAGAUUUGACAUAUAUGACCUGCAAUGACCUUUGGGAGGAACAGAACUGUCUAAAGAAGGACCUUGUCGCAAAUGUUGUCUCUUUCCAUAGAAUAACUUUCAAAGCAAACGUUAAGACAUCACGUCCUGUUUGCAGCGCUAUAUACAGUAUAUAUAAAUAUAUAAAUAAAAAUAUGCAUAUAUUUUGCUAUUUCAUAUAACUGAUCCACGGAUGAUGUUUCCUAAUAAUGUCAUGAAUAGGUUUAUUACAAAUCUCAAUGUAUUGAGUUUUUAUUAUUAUUAUUAUUUUUGGUUGUUUUAUAUUAUAUUGUACAAGCACUGUACAAGAUUGUGUACUUUUGUCCAUCUAAAGUUCCCCUCAUUUUCUAAAGUUCGUCAUUGAAGAUUGUCGUGUGAUAUGUUUUACAUACAUGCUUACUUUUCCUCAGUAAGGUGACAUGAAAAAAAAAUCCAAUUUAAACAACACUUGUGAAAUUCUUAAUUUAUGAUCGGGGAUGAUGGUUUUCUGCAUUUUCAUUUGUAAGUAUGAUUUUUUUUUUCUUUGCCCUAAAACCUCUUUUUGACUGAAUUUCUAAUUACAUUAAACACAGCUUCUUUCUGAAAGCUGACAAAACUGAGCAAAUCAUUUAAUUGUCACGCCACAUCUAACAUCCUGGAUCACGAAGAAUGUAGCAAGCAAUUUAAAAUAAAUCAUCCAGAAUUUUACAUGCA
Molecule: messenger RNA, 2204 nt
Organism: Clarias gariepinus (North African catfish)
Lineage: Eukaryota; Metazoa; Chordata; Actinopteri; Siluriformes; Clariidae
Product: BTB/POZ domain-containing protein KCTD1
Exons: 5
Coding region: 527-1324 (265 amino acids)
Biological process (GO): negative regulation of DNA-templated transcription; protein homooligomerization
Cellular component (GO): nucleus
Molecular function (GO): transcription corepressor activity; transcription factor binding
Source: RefSeq, a predicted model, not a curated record